Messenger RNA from Plasmodium coatneyi, 2526 nucleotides. RefSeq lists its product as uncharacterized. Bases 1 to 2526 code for a protein of 841 amino acids. The record is from RefSeq and is a predicted model, not a curated record. Lineage: Eukaryota; Apicomplexa; Aconoidasida; Haemosporida; Plasmodiidae. The transcript has 2 exons.
AUGGAUCAGCGAAGAUGUGUAGUAUCAAAGUCUGCUACGAACAAUGGUAGUGAAUCGGAGAUAAAAUCAUCAACAGAUGUUUUUACAUCAGUAAUAGAAAAAAUAAUGGGAUACAGUGUUAAGAAUAAAGUAAAUAUAGUACAAUUAUUUAACAAAGUGUCAGUGUGUGUCCUUGCCCUAUGGAUCCUAAAUUGCCCUAGCAAUCAAACUAAUUUUACAGAAAAAUGGGAUAAUAGCAGUAACAAUGGGGACAUAGGAAGGACGCCAAUUUUGAUGGCCAAUAAGAACAGAUCUUUAUCACAAGUGGAUGUACUAAGGAUGACAACGUAUGACUCUAAUUUUUGUAAACCAUGGGAUAAAGCAUGUAGUUACUCGGAAGUACCAAAAGUACGGGUAGAAAUACAGCCACCUAGUAUGCCUCCAAAAGGACCUAAUAAUAUGCCCUCACGUGGACCUCCUCUACCUGGUCCUCCCAAUGGACACCCCAAAAUACCUCCAAAUGGUUUGCAUCAAAAUGGUCCAGUGAAAAGACCCCUACAUGGUCCUCCCAACGGACACCCAAAAAUACCUCCAAAUGGUUUGAAUCAAAAUGGUCCAGUAAAAGGACCCCUACAUGGUCCUCCCAACGGACACCCAAAAAUACCUCCAAAUGGUUUGAAUCAAAAUGGUCCAGUGAAAGGACCCCUACAUGGUCCUCCCAAUGGGCGCCCACAAAUACCUCCAAAUGGUUUGCAUCAAAAUGGUUCACUGAAAGGACUUCCUCUACGUGGUCCCCCUAAUGGACGCCUACAAGUUCCUCCCAAUGCCGGUCCGCAAGGUCCAGCCAAGGUAUCCCCUCCUGGAGGUUCUCCCAAUGCCAGUCCGCAAAAUUCAAUUAAAAUAUCCCCUCCUCGAGGUCCCCCCAAUGCCGGUCCGCAAGGUCCAAUUAAGAUAUCUCCUCGAGGUCCUCCCCAAUCCGGUCCGCAAGGUCCAAUUAAAAUAUCUCCACCUCGAGGUCCUCCCAAAUCCGGUCCGCAAGGUCCAAUUAAAAUAUCUCCACCUCGAGGUCCUCCCAAAUCCGGUCCGCAAGGUCCAAUUAAAAUAUCUCCACCUCGAGGUCCUCCCAAUGCUGGUCCGCAAGGUCCAAUUAAUAUACCUCCUCCUCGAGGUCCUCCCAGUGCCAGUCCAAGUAAUCCUGAUAGUGAAGGUUGGAUGAGUCCACCAAGUGUAAAUAAAUCAAAAAUACAUUCAGAGGAAAACCUUCCACCAUUCCCUGCAAGAAAAUGUACUCCAAGACAACCUAUAAUGUUUGAACAUAAUAAAAAGUUUUUUCAACAAACUGAGGCUAAUAAAAAAUUAGAAUUUAUAAAUCCAAGUUAUCAAAACCUUAGAGAUAUGAAAAAUUAUCGUGAUAAUAAUAAAAUUGUAGUAAGAUCUCCGCCAAGUGAUAUAGGAAAAAAUGUUAACCCUGCUGAUAAUAUGAAACUUGUACGUCCUCCACCUCACCAAAUUAGGGUUAAAGAAGUUAAGGAAACAGAAAAUGAAUUCUUGACAGAAUUCAAAAAUACAUUAAUGAGCAACAUUUAUGAAGUUGAAAUGAACCGAGAUCCAGCAUUAGAAUUAAUAAAAGAGAACAUUAUAGAUAAUAUAAUUUUAGCAAAUCAAGGAGUAAAAAGAAAUAUUGACAUGAUAAGAGAAAAUAUCGCAAAUACUUUGAAAACACUUGAAAACGGUGAUUGGAAACCUCCCAUAGAAUCAAUUAAAGGAACAAUAUUAGAAAAAAUUGGAAAUUUCGAACCAGAAGAUAUAAAACCUAAAUGUGAAGAAAUAGGAGGUGCUAUUAUGGAAAAAAUAGCAACAAAUAUCGAAACUAACGUAAAACCAAAAUUGGACAAUAUAAAAUUAACUGUGUUGGACACAUUGGACGACAUUAAUAAUGAAGUUGUUCAGCCCAAAAUUAAUGAUAUAAAAGAUACCAUUAAUAGAAAUAUAGGAAACCUUGAAUAUGAAAUGAUACCAAAAAUUGGGAAAACUAUAAAAGAGUGCGUUACAGAUACAAUAGGAGACAUUUCAACUGGUAUUGGAAAAACGUCGGAAACAAUAAAAGACACAGUAAUGACUAAUGUGAAAUCAAUUUGUGAUAAUGUUCCUGUUGCUAAAAAUAUAAAAGAAAUGGCUAAUAAAGCAACCGCAGAUCCAGAACUAUCCAUGGAACAAAAUUUGAUAAAUUCAGUUACUAAAUCAGCAUUAGGAUUUAGCGUUUUCGGGGAUCUUAGAAAUCGUUUUAAAAAAUUAGGAAACACAACUAAAGCAAUUGGAGGUUUCAUUAUAUCGUUUUUAUUAGCAAUCGGAGGAAUCGUUGGUAUCGUUACUGUCAAUCCUUGGGCUGGUGGUGGUUUUUUCUUCGUAGCUCUGCUUUUUGCAUAUUAUGCCAUAAUGAAACAAUUAGGAAAGUCACUUUUCUCCAAGUUCAGCUUUAAAAAAAAUUCUUCUUCCAAAAAAAAGUCUAAGGAGAAUAAGGACGUGAAGCAGAAAGGUAAAAAAUAG